Messenger RNA from Macaca mulatta (Rhesus monkey), 3417 nucleotides. RefSeq names its product leucine rich repeat containing 8 VRAC subunit D (gene LRRC8D). Gene Ontology annotation, cellular component: cytoplasm. The record is from RefSeq and is a predicted model, not a curated record. Lineage: Eukaryota; Metazoa; Chordata; Mammalia; Primates; Cercopithecidae. Gene Ontology annotation, molecular function: protein binding.
GGGUUGGGUACCGGUAUAAUCCGCUUCUAGCUUGUUUGGAGGCGUGGGCUCUUGGGAGCGGGACUUCUGCUCAAAUCCUGUUCAGGAGCUUGGAAAGGAGGAGAAUUGGGGGUGGUUGCCAGGAAGACCAGCACCUCCGGUUACUAGAGGGUUUAUAGGGGCCUUCUCCUUUCCGUCCCCCUUUACUAGGGAGUAUCCCUUGCAGAUAAAUGAGAUUUUUUGAUUUCUUAAAAAGCCAGCUGCAGUGAAGAAGAACUGCUGCAGGUCGAGGGGAAGAGAGUCUUCACUGCAAAGACGUUAGGAAAUUACCAUUCCCAGAUGUCUUCUGAAGCUGGCAGGAAGUGCACGGCUGUCUAUAACGUGCUGCCGGGUCCCAGGAUGGAGGAGUGAAGUCUCUCGUCGCCGCGGUUCCAGCCUCCGGAGCUCGCCCAAGCCGAGUCCCCAGAGAGAGCCCUGAGGGAACAGGGUGGCCGCUUGGUCCAGGAAUGUUUACCCUUGCGGAAGUUGCAUCACUUAAUGACAUUCAGCCAACUUACCGAAUCCUGAAACCAUGGUGGGAUGUGUUUAUGGAUUACCUGGCUGUUGUUAUGUUAAUGGUAGCCAUCUUUGCAGGAACCAUGCAACUUACCAAAGAUCAGGUGGUCUGUUUGCCAGUAUUGCCAUCUCCUGUAAAUUCAAAGGCACAUACAUCACCAGGAAAUGCCGAGGUCACCACCAACAUCCCGAAGAUGGAAGCAGCCACCAACCAAGACCAAGAUGGGCGGACAACAAAUGACAUUUCCUUUGGGACAUCUGCUGUGACACCUGACAUACCUCUCAGAGCCACAUAUCCUCGCACAGAUUUCGCACUUCCAAGUCAGGAGGCAAAGAAAGAGAAGAAAGAUCCAACAGGUCGAAAAACAAACUUGGAUUUUCAGCAAUAUGUAUUUAUUAAUCAGAUGUGUUACCAUCUGGCCCUUCCAUGGUAUUCUAAGUACUUUCCAUACCUUGCUCUUAUACAUACUAUUAUUCUCAUGGUCAGUAGCAACUUUUGGUUCAAAUAUCCCAAAACAUGCUCAAAAGUAGAACAUUUUGUUUCAAUAUUAGGAAAGUGCUUUGAAUCCCCUUGGACUACAAAAGCAUUGUCUGAGACAGCAUGCGAAGACUCAGAGGAAAACAAGCAGAGAAUAACAGGUGCCCAGACUCUACCAAAGCAUGUGUCUACCAGCAGUGAUGAAGGGAGCCCCAGUGCCAGUACACCAAUGAUCAAUAAAACCGGCUUUAAAUUUUCAGCUGAGAAACCUGUGAUUGAAGUUCCCAGCAUGACCAUCCUAGAUAAAAAGGAUGGAGAGCAGGCCAAAGCCCUGUUUGAGAAAGUGAGGAAGUUCCGUGCCCAUGUGGAAGAUAGUGACUUGAUCUAUAAACUCUAUGUCGUCCAAACAGUUAUCAAAACAGCCAAGUUCAUUUUUAUUCUCUGCUAUACAGCGAACUUUGUCAACGCAAUCAGCUUUGAACAUGUCUGCAAGCCCAAAGUUGAGCAUCUGACUGGUUAUGAGGUAUUUGAGUGCACCCAUAAUAUGGCUUACAUGUUGAAAAAGCUUCUCAUCAGUUACAUAUCCAUUAUUUGUGUUUAUGGCUUUAUCUGCCUCUACACUCUCUUCUGGUUAUUCAGGAUACCUUUGAAGGAAUAUUCUUUCGAAAAAGUCAGAGAAGAGAGCAGUUUUAGUGACAUUCCAGAUGUCAAAAACGAUUUUGCGUUCCUUCUCCACAUGGUGGACCAGUAUGACCAGCUAUAUUCCAAGCGUUUUGGUGUGUUCUUGUCAGAAGUUAGUGAAAAUAAACUUAGGGAAAUUAGUUUGAACCAUGAGUGGACAUUUGAAAAACUCAGGCAGCACGUUUCACGCAAUGCCCAGGACAAGCAGGAGUUGCAUCUGUUCAUGCUAUCGGGGGUGCCCGAUGCUGUCUUUGACCUCACAGACCUGGAUGUGCUAAAGCUUGAACUAAUUCCAGAAGCUAAAAUUCCUGCUAAGAUUUCUCAAAUGACUAACCUCCAAGAGCUCCACCUCUGCCACUGCCCUGCAAAAGUUGAACAGACUGCUUUUAGCUUUCUUCGCGAUCACUUGAGAUGCCUUCACGUGAAGUUCACCGAUGUGGCUGAAAUUCCUGCCUGGGUGUAUUUGCUCAAAAACCUUCGAGAGUUGUACUUAAUAGGCAAUUUGAACUCUGAAAACAACAAGAUGAUAGGACUUGAAUCUCUCCGAGAGUUGCGGCACCUUAAGAUUCUCCACGUGAAGAGCAAUUUGACCAAAGUUCCCUCCAACAUUACAGAUGUGGCUCCACAUCUUACAAAGUUAGUCAUUCAUAAUGACGGCACUAAACUCUUGGUACUGAACAGCCUUAAGAAAAUGAUGAAUGUCGCCGAGCUAGAACUCCAGAACUGUGAACUAGAGAGAAUUCCACAUGCUAUUUUCAGCCUCUCUAAUUUACAGGAACUGGAUUUAAAGUCAAAUAACAUUCGCACAAUUGAGGAAAUCAUCAGUUUCCAGCAUUUAAAACGACUGACUUGUUUAAAAUUAUGGCAUAACAAGAUUGUUACUAUUCCUCCCUCUAUUACCCAUGUCAAAAACUUGGAGUCACUUUAUUUCUCUAACAACAAGCUCGAAUCCUUACCAGUGGCAGUAUUUAGUUUACAGAAACUCAGAUGCUUAGAUGUAAGCUACAACAACAUUUCAAUGAUUCCAAUAGAAAUAGGAUUGCUUCAGAACCUGCAGCAUUUGCAUAUCACUGGGAACAAAGUGGACAGUCUGCCAAAACAAUUGUUUAAAUGCAUAAAGUUGAGGACUUUGAAUCUGGGACAAAACUGCAUCACCUCACUCCCAGAGAAAGUUGGUCAGCUCUCCCAGCUCACUCAGCUGGAGCUGAAGGGGAACUGCUUGGACCGCCUGCCAGCCCAGCUGGGCCAGUGUCGGAUGCUCAAGAAAAGCGGGCUUGUUGUGGAAGAUCACCUUUUUGACACCCUGCCACUCGAAGUCAAAGAGGCAUUGAAUCAAGACAUAAAUAUUCCCUUUGCAAAUGGGAUUUAAACUAAGAGAAUACGUGCACAGCGAUGUGCAGGAACAACUUCCUAGAUUGCAAGUGCUCACGUACAAGUUAUUACAAGAUAAUGCAUUUUAGGAGUAGAUACAUCUUUUAAAAUAAAACACAGAGAGGAUGCAUAGAAGGUUGAUAGAAGACAUAACUGAAUGUUCAACGUUUGUAGGGUUUUAAGUCAUUCAUUUCCAAAUUUUUUUUUUUCUUUUGGGGAAAGGGAAGGAAAAAUUAUAAUCACUAAUCUUGGUUAUUUUUAAAUUGUUUGUAACUUGGAUGCUGCCGCUACUGAAUGUUUACAAAUUGCUUGCCUGCUAAAGUAAAUGAUUAAAUUGACAUUUUCUUACUAUA